Acinonyx jubatus (cheetah) is the source of this 2748-nucleotide messenger RNA. It is a transcript of the gene CT47C1, whose product is annotated as cancer/testis antigen family 47 member C1. Bases 510 to 2372 code for a protein of 620 amino acids. NCBI's taxonomy places the organism in Eukaryota, Metazoa, Chordata, Mammalia, Carnivora, Felidae. The transcript has 4 exons. The record is from RefSeq and is a predicted model, not a curated record.
CAGGGGAGGGUCAGAGAGAAAGGGAGAGAGGGAGAGAAUCCCAGGCAGGCUCUGAGCAGAGCCGGACCUGGGGCUUGAUCUCACCAAUUGUGAGGUCAUGACCUCAACUGUGAUCAAGAGUCACCCGCUUAACCCACUGAGCCACCCAGGCACCCCAGUUACUAUUAUAUUUUUAAUUUCAACAAUCAAAUAUUUGUGGAAAUGUGUUUUUUGUCUUGUUAUGUAAGUACCUACAUAAUGGUCCCGAUUUCACCUGUGAGCUUCCCCAAACCCAAAUGUUUCCUCUCUGCCCUUUACAGAAGGAGUUUCCCCAACCUAGGUGGUCCACAUUGGACCACUACAGUUUUUCAGACAAUGGUAAAACUUAAAGGACAGGAGUUGCGCAGACCCGAAAGUAAUGGCAAGACCCUCAGGCCUCAAAGAACAAACAGGGACGUAAGUGGGAGCAACCCCUAGGGGCCUCGGUCAUUCAUUGGACGCCGAGCACGUCACUCUUUGCGUCUGGACGAAUGAGGGUGGAGCUCAAGAGGAGGGCACGUGGCCCAUUGUUGACGCCUCUGGCCCCGCCCACCGUCCUCCGGCGGGUGGAUUCUCACCGGCCGUGGCCAGCGUCGCCCGAGGGGAGGCCUGGGUGGGCCGCUCCCCACAACCGCCCCCUGCCCUUCCCGUCCGGGGCCUCCUCGGGCACCGCCACCGACUGCUGUCCCCCUCGGCGGCCACCUCACGCCGGGCCCCGUUGCCCUCGGCCUCCUGUCGGCGGCAGCGGGCUAGGCGGCCACCACCUUCGCCUCCGGCGUCGCCGCAGCCCUGUCUGUCGCCUCCCCGGUGAGGUACUCCCUGGUGCCAUGUCCGCCUCCGGAGAUGGAGGCCAGGAUCCGGGGGGCCAGGAGAGCCCCAUGGAUGAGGAUGAGGCGGGGGCCCCGGCGGCCGGAGGGGGCAACGAGGUGGCCGGCGGCGAGGCGGGGGCCGGCAGUGAUGGAGUAGCCAGGGGCGAUGAGGUGGCCGCUGGAGACGAAGCGGUCGGUGGCGACGGGGUGGCCGGAGACAGAGAACAGGUGGCUGGAGACGGAGAGGCAGUGGCCGGAGAUGGAGACUGGGAGGCCGGAGACGAGGACAGAGUGGCGGGCGGAGAUCGGGUGGCCGGAGAUGGAGACUGGGAGGCCGAAGACGAAGACAGAGUGGCCGGCGGGGAUUGGGUGGUUGAGGGUGGAGUGGCCGGCGGAGAAUGGGUGGCCGGAGAUGGAGACUGGGAGGCCGGAGACGAAGACAGAGUGGCCGGCGGGGAUUGGGUGGUUGAGGGUGGAGUGGCCGGCGGAGAAUGGGUGGCCGGAGGUGGAGACGGAGCGGCCGGCGGAAACUGGGGGGCCGGAGAUGGAGAGGCCGGCGGAGACGGGGUGGCCGGAAACGAAGAGGCCGGCGGAGACUGGGUGGUCGGAGCAGGAGUGGCCGGUGGAAACGAGGUGGCCAGAGGUGGAGACGGAGGGGCCGGAGGCGGAGACGGAGGGGCCGGAGGCGGAGGCGGAGAUGGAGACGGAGACGGAGGGGCCGGAGGCGGAGACGUGGUGGCCAUGGGCAACAGAGUGGCCGGAGGCGGAGUGGCCGGAGGCGGAGAUGGAGUGGCUGGAGACGGAGUGGUUGGUGGUGGAGACAUGAUGGCCAUGGGCGACAGAGCGGCCGGCGGCGGAGACGGAGCGGCCGAUGGCGGAGACGGAGUGGCCGGUGGUGGAGACAUGAUGGCCAUGGGCAACAGAGUGGCCGGCGGCGGAGACGGAGCGGCCAAUGGCGGAGACGGAGCGGCCGCGGCCGGUGGCGGAGACGGAGCGGCCGGGGACUCCGGGCCCCACCCUGCCGAGGCUGCCGUUUUGGCCGCGCCUGCGGAAGGCCUCGGGGAGGAGGCGGUGGGCCCCGAGGGCGGGAACGCCUUCGAGGCCGGCGAGGACUCGGACUUCGGGCCGGCAGACGAGGACGAGGCGGAAGAGCCGGAGGCCGCCGGGGACGUAAUUGUGGACGCCCACCAUUUCCCAAUGGUGGGCUUCCGCUUUACGUUCAUGGACCUGGUGCAUUCACUGCUACACCUCGUCCACUACAACAACCACAUCCUCGUGCGGUCCCGGCCUCUGCAGCUCAACGUUCCCCCUGCGCCCCCAGCGGCGACCGCGGCCCACGAGGCCCAGGGCUCGUCGGCGUCGGCGGCGUCGUCGUCGUCGUCGUCGGAGGCUACCUGGGAGACCGCGGAGGAGCCUGACAAGGAGGAGCCGGCGGCCACUGAGGGAACGACAAACUAUCAGCAGGAAAACUCUGAUAAGGAGGCGCAGGUCUCGGAGAGCGGGGAAGAAGAGACGUUUAACAAACAACAAGAAGGAUCUCACUGAAAAGCAUUUGGACCCACCACAGAACAGGCCCAAAAAAUCCAGCUGGGAGGAACAAAAGGAGAUGAAGAAAGAAGAAAGAACCUGUUCAUUGUUUCUGGUUUCUCAUUUUCUAGAAGCGCAUGGGAAUUUUAUUAACACUGACGUCAUUCCAAACCGCAUCCCCCCAAAGAGUGAUAUCCAAUGAAAUCUGCCUUUUCUGUUACACUUGACAGAUACGUUUGACAGCAUGUGUUCUCAUCAAAAAUAAGUUUGUUUUAAAGUAAUAAACUGGAAGGAAGGCAGAUUUUAUUUAGAGAAAUCAUUUUAACUCCAAUCUCUCUUUUACCUCUUUGUUUUGACACACCAUGCCUUCAUUAAAAGGUAUCACUGCCUACCA